AUGGGCUUGGAAGAAGACCAUGUCAUCAGCGAUCAACGGUAUCAUGGCCACUUUGAAUGUGUGAUCUGCCAGAGCAUUGUCGAUCUUGAUUGCCUUGUGACGACCACCUGUUCCCACGCAUUCUGUCGACAAUGCUUGAAGUUUUGGCUGGAGACUGACAAGACAACCUGCCCAACCUGCAGCAGAGAUUUGCUUUACAGCAGCAAUGCGACUUCAUCAUCACAUGAUUCGAAAUCUUACAUGAUGAUUGGAUGCAAGAGCGUAAUGGUGCAGCCCCUGUCAAAGGACCAACCAUUGGCCUAUCGAUUAUUGAAGAGUAUCAAUGUCAAAUGCCCCUUGCGAAAAACACUGGGAUGUACGUGGUCUGGAGACUAUGGCGACCUUCAGAACCAUUUGCUCAGCGCUGAUCAUGAUGCUUUGGAACAGCAGUCGCCGUCCUCGCCUGCUCAACAAACGCCCGAUUCAGAGUCGCCAGUACAAAUGGAUGCAGAAGAAAAUAAAGCACAGGAACAAAAGAGACAGCUUGAGAAAAAAAUCUCCUUGGCCUCAUCGCUCAAAGAAGAGGCUAAUGGACAAUUUGGAACACAGCAUUAUCGAGAGGCCACUUCGUUGUAUUCCAAGGCUAUAUCGGUUUUGAGUCCCUUCGAGUCUGAAUCGAAAGAAGAUACAGGAAAAGGAUCACCCAAGACCACUUCAACAGAUCUCAUUGCGCUCUUGACCACGCUGUAUUCCAAUCGAGCAGCUGCAUAUUUGCAACUACAAGAAUACCACAAAUCCUUGGAAGAUUGCGAUCAUAUACUCAAAAAGUUGGACUCUACCAAUGUCAAGGUAUUUGUUCGAGCUUGUCGAGCGGCAAUUCAAUUAGGUCAGCUCGACUUGGCACAAAAGUAUGUCCAACAAGGAUUGAGCCAAAAGACACAAAACCCAGUCCUUCAGAAAGAACAACGCCGCUUGGCGCAAAUGACGCAAUGGACCGCCAUGGGGACCAAACAACUAUCCAGUCAGCAGUAUGCAACUGCCAAAUCUUGCUAUUCCAAUUUGAUCAAGGAGGCACCAGCUGCAAUUCCCUUUUUGUUGGGUGCCGCCCAAGCCGAUUUGGGUUUGGGAUUGACGGAUUCGGCCUUGAGGUUGACGAAACGAGUGCUCACGCAACACGCCCAAAAUCCCCAAGGAUGUUGGGUCCGUGGACAAGCAGUCUUUUUGAUGGGCGACUUGAAAGUGGGUCUCAAACUCUUGCAAGAAGCGCUUCGAUUGGACCCCGAUUCGGCGGAAAUUAAAAACUCCUUCAAGGCAGCCAAGAAGGUAGAGCAAAGCAUUGAAGGAGCCAAGAAGAAGAUGUUUUCGCGAAACUUUCAAGAGGCAGUUGACCUACUGACUUCUUGUGUAGAUAUCUACAAGCCUCUCCCGCCCAAAUCUCCCUUGUAUGCCAACUUGCUCACCCAACGUGCCCAAGCCUAUCUGCGAUUGAAAGAAUACAAGAACUGCCUGAAGGACUGCUCCUUGGUCCUGUAUGCGCAAGAGUACAAUAUUCCAACAUGGCUGAUCCGAUUCCAAGCCCAUCACGGACUAGAGGACCAUGAAACGGCCAUGGAAGAGAUCAAAGAUUUGCUUCGAAGGCUUCCACAAGAAGAACAAUUGCAAAAGGCAUACGUCAAGGCCGACUUUUUACUGCGCAAGCAGAAACGGGUUGACUUUUACGAACUGCUGGGUGUCUCUUCGCUUGCGAGUGAAAUGGAAAUCAAAAAGGCAUACAAACGAAAAGCUCUGGAGCUACAUCCUGAUAAGCUGCCGCCAGGAUCAUCAGAAGAAGUUCAAAAGAAGGGUCAACAACAAUUCCAAUUGCUGGGGGAAGGAUUGGAGAUUUUGUGCGACGAUUUCAUGAGAAAGCUGUACGACGAAGGCUACGAUCCGGAAGCAAUUCGAGAGAGGGUGGAAGCAGCGAAACAGGCAGCCCAUCAACACCGAGGUUACAAUCCUCACCAUCACUAUUAA
Molecule: messenger RNA, 1992 nt
Organism: Cylindrotheca closterium
Lineage: Eukaryota; Bacillariophyta; Bacillariophyceae; Bacillariales; Bacillariaceae
Source: the annotation of a GenBank genome assembly